AGGAAAAUUGACAAAAGAAUUUAGCUCAGGGCCAAUCUUCCUCACCAAAACAAAAAAAAAGCACAACUAGUUUUAUGUACUUAAAAGUUUAGUCAUGUUUCCAAAAGCUACCUAUUUAUUUUCUCUAGGAAGGGUGUGUAUGUGUGUGUUGGAGUCAUAUAGUGCCCAGCUAUAGACCUUCAACAUUAUGUUCAAUGAGGUUGGAAAAGGGCACCAAAAUAAGUUUUCAGGGAGUUCAUAAUUAACUGAAUAAGGAAUAUAUUAAUAUUCCUGGCAGUGAGAGGUGAAUUAGAGGAGGUAACCAAGCAAUAUUAGUUUUCUAUUGUUGUGCAACAAAUUAGGAGCUUACAACACCUAUUUAUGAUCUCAUGGUUUUCAUGGCUCUAGAAUCUUGUAACAGAUUUGUUCUCUGCUCAGGAUCUCACAAGUCUGAAGUCAAAGUCAUUGGAGGCAUUCUCCAAGCUCAGGUGGCUGAGCAGAAUUCGUUUCCUGCAUUGUAGGGUUAAGAACCCCAUUUCUGUGCUGGCUAUCAGCCAGGGGUCCCUCUUAGCCCCUGUUGGCUGCCUGUAUUCAUUCCCACAUGGCCUCCUCCAUAUUCACGGCUAGCAGUGGAUAAUCUGUUUCUUGUUGAGUCUAUUUCAUGCCUCAGAUGUUUUUUUACUGGGAAGAACUCCGUCUUUCUUAAGGGCUUACUUGAUUGGGUCAGGCCUAACUUGAUUAGGUUAUUAAUCCUUUCCUAAAGUUAGCUGUGCCGUAUAAUAUAUUCUAAAACCAUCAUAUUCAUAGAUCUUUCCAACACUCAUUAGGAGGGGAUUAAAUAAGGGUGUGGCUCCUUGGUGGGUCAUCUUAGAAUUCCACGUACCACACCAGGGCAUGAGGGUACAGAGAUAACAGGAGGUUACUGUAUUCAUCCAGAUUUGAGUCUGUGAAGACCUCAAUUCAGGUGGUAGGGGAGAAGGAUAAAAGGAAGAGAUGCAAACACAUUUUAAGUGGAGGUUGAAUAGGACGUGCUGAUUGGCCCAAGAAUGAAGAAAAGGGUAAAUAGUCAAAGACACUUCAGACUGAAUCAAGCCGUCAAUUGAGGCAAAGACGUGAGAAAAGGAAAUGUCUCUGACUGGGAGGUCACUGAGUUUGGUUUGAGACGAGUUGAGUCUAAGUUAACAGGGCUUCAGAAGGAGAACAUUGAUGAGGCAGUUGUAAACAAAUGUAUUACUGUAGCCCGAGUCAGAGCUCAGGGCUGUGGAAGGAGACUUGGCUUCCAUCACAUUAGAGGUGUAGCUGAUGUUUUGAGGAUAAAUAUGCUUAUCAAAGAGGGUGGCCUAGAAGCCUGUUAUGGACUGAAUCACAUCCGCCAAAAUUUAUAUGUUGAAGCCCUAACCCCUGAUGUGACUUGGUUUGGAGGUAAGGCUUUUAAAGAGGUGACUUAGCUUAGGUGAGGUCACGAGGGUGGGGCCUGGUCCAACAGGACUGGUGCCCUAUAGAAGAGGAGGAGACGUCAGGAGAGUGGCACAGAUGGAGGACACAGGGAGAAGACAGCCAUCUGCAAGCCAAGGAGAGAGGCCUCUGGAGAAACCACACUUGCUGGCACUUUGAUUUUGGACUUCCAGCCUCCAAAGCUGUGAAGAAAUAAAUGCCUGUUGCUUAAGCCCCCCAGGCUGUGGUAUUUUAUUGUGGCCGCCCGAGCCUGACUCGUUCAAAGCCCAGGUAUGGUUUCCAAGAAGAGACACAUGUUGAGAAGGCAGGAGCAGGCAGAGUGAAUGAAAAGCAGCCAGAGGUCUAAGAAUGCUGAGUCUGCAUUGUGUAAGCUAGAGAGGCAUCUGGGGCUUGGGGUCAGAGUCUGGAAUCCAGCCUUCGCUCCUCAGUGGACGGCGCUAUCUGACUUUGAGCAGUCCCCAGAUCCUGAUUUAAGCUCUCCAAGCCCCAGAUCCAUAAAGUACAGAUAAUGUAUACACUUCCUGGUUAUUGGGAGGGUUAAAUAAUUUUCUGUAUUUCUGUUGCUAUAUUGAUAUUGAUAGAUAUGCAUACAACUAAAAGCUUUUUCCUAAGCUAUAAAGCACUAUAUAAACAUACCUUAUUGGCAAUGGCCUCCGGGGUUAUAAAACUAUGAUGUUCUGGUAAUAUCCAUAUAAAAAGAUUCUCCAUUCUUUUGCACUCAUCUGCAUUUGUAGCCACACCGUAAGCUCUCCCUUCCUGCUGUUUUCCAGGUAUCCACACAUGUCCAGGCAUUUAUUUUAUUAUGUUGAUAUGUUGCUUGAAAACUAGGUAGUGAUGGUUGUUAGAAUUUUGUCACGAAAGAAUAAGCGGGUUCCAAGGUGCAGCCCAAGGCAUGUUAGUGUGGGUUAGAGUAGCAAACUAGUGCCUGGCCUUCGCUCUCCAGUCUGACUGUGUGUGUAUGUGCCCCUGCCUCUGGUUCUUGCCUAUUUCAUGAGUGGCUGAGCUGGCCAGGCAAGAGUUAACUUGAUCCUCUAUUAAAGGUGCAUGUGGAAAACUUGGAAAAUAUUCAGGUGAAAAGUUUAAAGAAGUCAAAUAAUUUAGCCUUAAAAAGAAAACGCCGUGAAGAGAGCUGAGUAGCAUUCUUCAGUCUGCACUAGGAAGAGCUAAAAUGGGGUUUUUGGAUCAUCUUCCUUCUUAGAGAUCUAGAUUAGCUCUAAAAAAUGUUUAACUGACACCAAGAAUUGGAAUGGAUAACUGUCAAGUCUCUUCUGUUGGUCUUUAAGAAUAUGACAGCUUUUCACAUCUUUGGAAUGGGUUAGAUGGAUUCUAAUAGAAUGGGAGUUAUUUUUUAAAAAGGAGAAAAACCUCUGUGCUCAGAAAUAAUUUUUUUUAAAAGACCGACAUAACAUCUUGAAUAUAGUAGGCACUCCUAUUCAUGUUCGCAUUCCAAAUUUUAGGAAAGUAAUUGUGUAUGGAUAACACUGUUAUAUCAUCCAGAGAAGAUAGUUUCAUAAAUCAUUUACUGCCUGCUGCUGUGUUUCUAUAACGCUAGUAGCCAUGUUCAGUUUAUUUUUGUUUGAAAAUGUCGGUGUUAUUAAAAAAAUGACUAACAGAGAAUGUAAAGCAAAUUUGAAUGUUACUCAACACUAAAUAUGUGGAAGAAUACUAUGAAUCUUUUUUAUAAGUCUCAAGAAACCUCUGCCUCAAAUAAAUAAAGCUAAAAUGAAACUUCACAUUUUCUGCAUGGAAACAUUGAUGCCGAUUUUAUUUCAUUUUUUGCUUUUUAUCCUAGAAAAGAAUACAUAUCAGUGCUUUACCUAACUGUACUUAAUUUUAUAAUAAACAAGAUAGAAGUGUAGGUAUUUAUUUUAUUUGUUACAGAUAACUUUUGAACACCUAUGUGCGAAACACUAAGCGUAGCUGGUAAGAGGAAUUCUCUCAAAGCAGCCUUCAGCCCGCUGUGUGGAAGUGAGAACAAUACACAUAUAUAGUGAAAGGAACAAAUAGAGGAAAAUGGGUGGAUCAGCUGAUGUAUGUGUAUAGUUACAUAUAUAUAUAUAUAUAUGAGCCAAUUUCAUAAUAAAAAUAAUUAAUGUUGUAUCUAAUUAAAUAGAAGCCUGUAUUUUCCAGUGACUUUGGAAUAAUUCAAGCCACUGAAGACUUUGGGGUAUCUGAGAAAAAAAAACUUGCUUUUAUUUAAGUAGUCCCUCCAAAGGGAGAGAAGAGAAUAAUUUUCUGGCAUGCACAUCCCACCUUCCACCCAAUGACAAAAACCACAGUCUUAAAAAUGUGCAUAUGCACUCAGUUGUUUCAGAUUUCAAGCUCUAUCAGUUCAGCAUUUUGCCCCUCCGCCCCUCUUCCUCGGGUUGAGUCUAAGCUCUGAGGCUCAGAGGGAGAGCUGCAGUGUCAGUGGAUGGUGUCCUGUCUACUGUUAGCCCCGAUCCGUCCUGAGGGGCCGUCCACCCUGCUGUCUAACUGUGCUGCCUCCUUUAUCGAGUGUCUUCACUCCGUAGGUCGGCAUCCUGUGAGAUGGCUUUGGUCAGGUCUGCCUCCGUUUCACAUGGCCAUGCAGCUUUCCCCAAGAAUGUCCCUUCUGUGACCCGUGAGAGGCCUGGUGGGCCUCUUGCCUUUUUUUCAUGGCCUGCUGUAUACCAGGCUCAGGAGGAAAUGAGGAUUCUCGUUGAUAACUGUGAGAGUGGGGCUGACACCCGGCAGCCAUCUCCACUGUCCCUCAUCCCGGCUCCCAGGAAACUUUGUCCAGACAGCAGAGGAGUCCAGGGUUCCAGCAUUGUCCCCACCCUCAGCCCAGCUCUUACUCUUGUUUUCUUUCUCUGAGCUCAGAAACUUUUACACAGUUCAAAGUGGGCACGGGGUAGGAAAACCAACCUGCUCAUCAGGUGUUCUUCCUUAGCAUUCUGCCCCACACCCGAACUGCUGCUUUCAUCAACUUAAGGACCAAGAAUUGCAAGUCUGUUCUCUGGUGCCUCCUGCUGACCCCAGUGGGGGAGGGUCAUGAGAUUCACGGACAUAGGUCAUCAUGGUGUGUGGAGGCCGAGAAACAUUUCCUUUAAUACUUCCCAUAUCAUCCUGCUGUCCAGGGAAAAUAAUCCUGUCAUCGCAGUGUGUGUCAGUUCAGGUUCCAGAAGGGCACAGAAAACAUCUUCAGAGAGGAGGCUGAAGAGGAUUGAAUGAAGGGACUGUUUAUGGAGCAGUUUGAAGAGAAUCAGUGAUGGAUGUCAGGGCACCUGAACUAGUCAUGGGGAGAAGCUGUUACUAUCAUUACGUCUGUAGGGAUCAGAGGAAUAAAUACUGUUCCCAGAGCACAAUGAGCAAUGGGUCCGUGGGGAAGGAGCUGCCUGGGGGAUAAGUCCAGGAGGUUUAUAGCCAUACCAGAACCAGAGAAUCCAAAGAAGGAGGGCUAGGCAGACUGCAGGGAUGCCCCAAACCUCUCUCUCUCUCUGUCUCUGUCUCAUGCCCAUUAACCUCCUAUUGGUACCUCCCAUUGUCUAAACCUACCUGGAGGUCAGAGGACAAGGGAGCCCAAAGGAUGUGGUCCAUAGGUGUCAGCCGUCCAAUGCACACAACAGGGCAGAGAAGGCUAGGGUGGGUAAGGGGAUGAAAACGGAGAAUAACAGGAACAGAGAAUUUGAUUGGAGAUCAGACAGGUACACUCCUGAUUUCAAGUACUCUGCUUAAUGUGCCCACUGAUAUAAGCACCCUUGCCGGGAUCUGAGGCUUGAUAUUGAGUGUCGACAGUAGGGCUUUUAGCUAGGGCUAGAGACAGAGGUGGCAAGAGAGUGAAAUAAAUGAAGCAGGAAGGAUAAAGAGCCCACAUGGUAUACUACUAUAGCUAUACAUUUAUUUUUAAAUGAUUUGAGGAAAUCUAUGUAUUGUCUCUGUACUAUGUGGUUCUCAAUUAUAUUUUUUCUGAAAAUGAACUAAGGGCCAAUACAAAUAGUUUUCCAGCUACCCUGCAAAGCCACUGUGGAUUGAUGUGUGCUCGUGUUAUCAAAUAUAUGGGUAUAUUUUCUAAUGGCGCUAGUAGAUAUGAGUCUUGCAUUUCUUUGCAUUAUUACAUUGUAUGUCUCAUAAUUCAUUUAUUCACUCAUAUGCCACACCCUCUUCUGCUUGCUUUUCAAGCAGAAGCUCUUUCAAAACUGGUCUUUUAGAAUUGUAACUGGUCCCCCCCCCACCUUUGUGCCAGAUGUGAAAAGUAUACAAACACAGCUGGAUUAAUACCCUUCUGCAGAUGGUUUAGUUGGUACUUUGAUGCAUUAAUAUUACUGCCAGGAUCUUAUAAUGUAGGUCGAUGUAACUGCCUCAGUUGAAAAGAACCUUAAAGAAAGCUACUUUGUCUCACGUAUAUUUGUCUACACAGGGUGGCCAGUCCAAGCAUAACCAACGGCUUCUGCAACACUAAGAUGCUAAAAAAAUACUCAGAAAGCAGAUGACUAACAGAGCCAAGUAAUUCCUGUCGCAACUGAGAUAGAGGAUUAAGCUCUGGUUAUGAAAUUUGCGUAAAACCGUGAGGAUUAGUUUGAACUGAGCCUUUCCUAGUUCACUAUUAGGCGGUUAAUUUAUGCCUUCCUUUGCCAUCAGUUUCUUCUCUGGUGAGACUGUGAUUGGCCCGGUCAUUUCAGAGGUCUGCAGAUCCUCUUUAUUUUCCAGAUUAGGUACUUUUUUUAAAGCAUGAGUUUGACGGAUUUGGAAAGCUGAAGCUAGAUGGCAAAGGAUGUUUUCUGCCUAAUUACAGUAAAUCUUUGGCUGGUUGAAGAUGCUCUGAGAAUUUUCACUUUUAACUUUUCUAGUUAAGAGAAUCUAACACAAGGUUUUUUCUUCCUUUUUAAAUUUUUGUUUUAGUCCUCAUGUUAGAAAAUUUUCUACAAUACAUAAAUUAAUGGCUUUUCUCUCUGCUGGGUGAAAUAGGUGCAUAAAUGGCAACUUGAACACAUUUUAAUCUCUUUUAGGUUCAUUCAUUUGCUUUGCCUCACUGUCAUUGGCACAUAAUAACUCGGUUGGAAAAAGGAUGGAUACCUGUAUGUUAUGAAGCCUGUUAUGGAAGCUGUGACCUGGACCAGCAGAGCAUCGUUCACGUUGUGCUGAGACCCCAGAGAAAAGACCAAGAAACGAACACACCUGGAGGGGACAAGCCACAAAGUGCUGCCAUGGGGGGCUCUGAGAGGGAACCUGAGAGCUUAACGCGUGUGGACCUCAGCAGCUCCAUCCUCCCCACCCACUCGGUGGGCCUGGCUGUUAUUCUGAACAGUGACUGCGAGAAUGAUGUCCCGCCACCUGGAAGGCCAGCAGGUAGAUCAACCUACAACAGCUUUUAUGUCUAUUGCAAAGGUCCGUGUCAGAGAGUCCAGCCAGGAAAACUCAGGGUACGGUGCAGCACCUGCCAACAAGCCACGCUCACCUUGGCCCAGGGUCCAUCUUGCUGGGAAGAUGUCUUAAUCCCAAAUCGGAUGAGUGGUGAAUGCCAGUCUCCAAACUGCCCUGGGACGAGAGCUGAAUUUUUCUUUAAAUGUGGAGCACACCCGACCGCUGACAAGGAAACUUCAGUAGCUUUGAACCUGAUCACGACCAAUAGUCGAGACAUCACCUGCAUAACAUGUACAGACAUCAGGAGCCCUGUCCUGGUUUUCCAGUGCAACUACCGCCAUGUGAUGUGCUUAGACUGUUUCCACUUAUACUGUGUGACGAGACUUAAUGAUCGGCAGUUUGUCCAUGACCCUGAGCUUGGCUACUCUCUGCCUUGUGUGGCUGGCUGCCCCAACUCCUUGAUUAAAGAGCUCCAUCACUUCAGGAUUCUUGGGGAAGAGCAGUACAACCGGUACCAGCAAUAUGGCGCCGAAGAGUGUGUGCUGCAGAUGGGGGGCAUGCUGUGCCCCAGCCCUGGCUGCGGAGCAGGCCUGCUUCCUGAGCCAAGCAGGAGGAAAGUCACUUGCGAAGGGGGCAACAGUCUGGGCUGCGGGUUUGUCUUCUGCCGGGACUGUAAGGAAGCGUACCAUGAAGGUGAAUGCAACGCCCUGCUUGAAGCCUCGGGAGCAGUUACUCAGGCCUACAGAGUUGAUGAGAGGGCGGCAGAGCAAGCCCGGUGGGAGGAAGCCUCCAAAGAAACAAUCAAGAAAACCACUAAGCCCUGUCCUCGUUGCCACGUGCCAGUUGAAAAGAAUGGAGGAUGCAUGCACAUGAAGUGCCCGCAGUCCCAGUGCCAGCUCGAGUGGUGCUGGAACUGUGGCUGCGAGUGGAACCGCGCCUGCAUGGGGGACCACUGGUUCGACGUGUAACCGGAGCAGCUGCAACACGGCAGGGCUCAGCCGCCAUCCUGCCUGGAAACACACAAAGUGUCCUACUGUCAUGUGCCACUUUUGCUUUCUACGCGCACACACACACACACACACUUCAAGUUCUUUACAAAAUCACCAAAACAAAGUUACAAGAGAUGCUCCUAGCAUCCCUCUCAUUGUGCCCAUUAAAAACAGCAAAGCUAAGGGUGAGACCACCAUCAGUAUUCGCAAGCCUCAGCAAUACACAAAUACCAGAACACAGAUCAAAUUGCACUUCCAUCGUUUGUAUCGGUUGUCAUUCUUGAGUGAAUUCAAGUCAAGUUGGCUAAGUAUGUAGAGAGCGAUUUCUCAGGUUUAAUUUCUGCAUUUUGCCUUUAGCAAAUAUUGGGAAAAAGCCAUUUGUGAGGUGAGAAAUCAUUUCGAGGGACUAUUGUCAGCGGUUCUCUGUAAGAUGGCCUGUUAAUGGAUUCUCAGAACUGUAUUCACUGCUUUAAGAACAAUGCUCUUAUUUAAAUUUUCAGAGAACAUCUAUUCCCAAAGAACUGCAGACAAUAGUCAAAACUAUGUGUUUAUCCCCAAGAAUUCUACCUUUCUUUAUUGCAUGGAUGAAAUAUCAACUUCACACAAAUCGGCUUGUCAACUAAGUGAGAAAAUAUGAAAGUUAGUUUGAUGUUGAAUGUUUAAACUAUAGGGAAGAAAUCAAAACUUAAUGCUCUUUCAUUCCAUUUAAUUACUUGCAACUUUAGAAAGAUGAUUUUCUAAAAAUAUUGCAAAAUCUAUCAUUUGAUUUUAAACAUUCAUUUUGCAGCUUUGAGAAUAAGCUAAUACAUUUGGCUUCACUGUAAAUUUAAUGGAUAAGGUGCCUAUAAAGACAUAUUUAGAAAUGAUUUCGUAAUGAUUCUCAAUGUUAACAAAAGUGCAGCUCACUAAAGCAGAAUGUCUAAAGAAGGCGCAUUUCCAGGACUAUCUCAGGAGGUAGCCUGACUCUCUAUCAGGAGGGUUUAUGCUCUUUCUGCUUACCCACUCUGUUCCUCCAAUCUGCAAGUCCCGGGGUUUCUGCCCACCCAGUGGCUUACUCCAAUGGAAAGUUCUUUUCUCUAAGAUGGUAAAUUCACACUCAAAUAUUAACAUGGACUGAACUGGAGUGUUGACCAGAUUUUCAUCUUUUUUUUAUUUUGAGGCAUUCACAACACCUCAAAAAGAGAUGUAUUCACACUUAGAUGCAACAAACCUCACUUUCGGCAGCACGGUAUGCAGGUGACAAAGGGUAAACCGCUGUCUUUUGUUCUCAUCAUCUGUCUUCUCAGGAAAACUGUGACCAUAACUAAGGGCACAGUGAGUUUCACUAGCACAUGGGAUCCCUUUUGGAUUUAGGGACCCUGGAAAUUUUGAAAUCGGUAGCAGGGCUUCUCUUUGUAGAUGGAGCACCAGAAAUCCUUGCUGGGAGGAGAGAGGGAAUGACCCCAGAAAAUUUCCCAGAGGCAUCUGUCCCUGGUUCCCUAACCUUCCAUCCAGGGACAGUCCUACCCUCAGGGGCUCUGCGCCUGGGACAAGACGAGGAUGUGGCAGCCACAUCAACAUUAACAGCCUCAUUUGGCUUCACUUUGUCAAAAAAUUCAACCUCCCCAACAUGGCCCCAAGGCUGCCCGACUCAUGUCAGGAAGCCUAAAGAUUAUUUAGAGAUAAUGGAGAACCAAUGUCUGUGAGUGUGAGAAGAAGGAAGGUCAACAGGCACGAGCCCGCACAUCCCAACGGCUGGUGUCAGUGCUCAGUCUGGAACCCACCCAGGGCCUGCCCGUAUGUUACUGACAAUCCCAGUAAGUAGCACCUCCUUGCACUGACCCGACAGGACAAAUGAAGUGGCACCCUCCGUCAUGUGGAGCACCCAGCAUUUUAUGUCUUCCAAAGCUUUUGGUUUUAAUGAUGCUGCCAUUGUUGCCUCUUCCAAAUCUGCAUGGUUUGUUGGGUGUGGAUGCCUGAACAAGGUUUGCUCCCAUGUGUUCAGGCACCGUAGAAAUCCCUAGGUACUCCGUUCCUUCCCUCAUGGGUGUCUUUAUGUAUUUUUCUUUUCAGAAUAGAAUACUGAUUCUUAAAACAAGUUAAAGAAAAAAUAGCCACUAUAAAUGAAUGUGAAUCACAAACCACUAUAACGUGUUUGAGCUUGAAUGAUGUAACAAAAUGUGAAUACAUCCGAAGAAUAGAAAUAAAGUCUUUGCAGAAGAAUCUCUAUUUUUCUCUGAAAUGUGUAAAGAAAUACUUGACUAAGAUUGUACUCAAAUUGUCAAUAAAAGCAUCAAAAUAG
This is a messenger RNA of Equus caballus (horse), 10026 nucleotides long. The record is from RefSeq and is a predicted model, not a curated record. Lineage: Eukaryota; Metazoa; Chordata; Mammalia; Perissodactyla; Equidae.